AUGGUGAUCCUGACGGCGAGGGACGAGAAAAAGGGAUCAGAAGCAGUGGAGAUGCUUCAUGGAUCCGGACUACCUGAUGUACAGUUUCACCGGCUGGACGUCAGUGAUCCAACUGACGCUGCCCGUCUGGCUGAAUUUAUCCAAGAGAAGUUUGGUAGGCUCGACAUACUGAUCAAUAAUGCAGGGGUUAUAGGUGUAACUACAACUGCAGAGAUUGGUACCACAACAACAAUUCAGGAACUAUAUUUCAGUGGUGAGGACCUUAAGCAAGAGCUAAACGAUAUUGACAACCUGACGGUAGAGAGGCUAGACGAGAUGCCAGGUUUGUUCCUGAAAGACUACAAGAACGACCAGCUGAAAUCUCAUGGAUGGCCUGCUGAUUCUGGGUGCCUGGCCUACAAGGUAUCCAAGGCUCUGACCAAUGGCUAUUCCAGGAUACUGGCGAAGGCGCGCCCGGAAUUGCGCAUCAACAGCGUGCACCCUGGCUUUUGCAAGACUGACAUCAACUUUGACACUGGCGAAUACACCGCGGAGGAUGGUGCCAGUUGCAUUGUUGCGGUGGCGCUAUUGCCGGAAGAAGGCCCAACUGGCAUGUUCUUCUCCCGCACAGAAGAAGCACCCUUUGUGGUUGCUGUUGUCACCGGAGGGAACAAAGGAAUUGGGCUGGAAGUAUGCAGGCAGCUAGCCUCCAGGGGCGUCAUGGUGAUCCUAACGGCGAGGGACGAGAAAAAAGGAUCACAAGCAGUGGGUAUGCUUCAUGGAUCCGGACUACCUAAUGUACAGUUUCACCGCCUGGAUGUCAGUGAUACAACUGACACUGCCCGUCUGGCUGAAUUUAUCAAGGAGAAGUUUGGCAGGCUAGAUAUCCUGAUCAAUAAUGCAGGGGUUAUAGGUGCAAGUGCAAGUGCAGAGAUUGAUACAACAUCAAUUAAGGAAGAGCUCGUAGGCAAGAACGCCAUGGACAGGCUACACUGGUUGCUGCAGCACUCCACGGAGAGUUAUGAGGAAGCAAGAGAAUGCCUGAAAAUAAACUACUUCGGCACCAAAUAUGUGACCGAAGCACUCCUCCCAAUCCUUCUGUCCUCCUCUGACGGACGGCUCAUCAACGUGUCAUCCAACUACGGACUACUCCAGUAUUUCAGUGGCGAAGAUCUUAAGCAAGAGCUAAACGAUAUUGACAACCUGACGGUAGAGAGGCUAGAUGAGAUGUCGGAGUUGUUCCUGAAAGACUACAAGAGUGGCCAGCUGAAAUCUCAUGGAUGGCCUGCCGAUUCCGAGUACCUGGCCUACAAGGUAUCCAAGGCUCUGACCAAUGGCUAUACCAGGAUACUGGCGAAGGCGCUCCCGAAAUUGCGCAUCAACAGCGUGCACCCUGGCUAUUGCAAGACUGACAUCAACUUUGACACCGGCGAAUACACCGCGGAAGACGGUGCCAGUUGCAUCGUUGCGGUGGCGCUAUUGCCGGAAGGAGGCCCGACUGGCGUGUUCUUCUUCCGCACAGAAGAAGCACCCUUUGUGUAA
Messenger RNA from Miscanthus lutarioriparius, 1521 nucleotides. NCBI's taxonomy places the organism in Eukaryota, Viridiplantae, Streptophyta, Magnoliopsida, Poales, Poaceae. The record is from the annotation of a GenBank genome assembly.